UUAAAGCUCAACAAAUUCCUCUCUUCUACAGAGCAUUGCAUUGCAUCUACUGUAGUGAAGGAAGGAAGGUAAUGGAUCAUCAACAGGAGCAGGAUCCUCCAACAUUUAACAGUAAAUCGCUCGAGAAGAAGCCAGGAAUUCUCAUUCUUGGAUCUCCCAAUGUCGGCAAACGUGCCCUUAUCGCUCGACUACUUUCAGUAGAUUCUGAAGAUGCCUUCGAAUCAUCUUCUAACAUCCUAUCCUAUCUGUGGACAAUCAACACCAAGUAUUAUAAUGCUGAUGUUUCUGUUUGGAUGGCCCAUCUUCAUGAGGAUUUUUCCAUUGGAGCUCUGCCAGCAUAUGAUCAGCUUGUUGCAUUGGUGAUGGUCUUUGACGUUACAGAUCUCUCAUCUUUUGUUGCACUUAAAGAUUUUGUCUCCCGCACUGACAUCCUUAAGUUUGAGAUUUUGUUAUGCAUUGGCAACAAAGUGGACCUUCUUCCUGGUCAUUCUGCUCAUGUUGAAUACAGACGGCGCCUGUUGAAAAGUGCAGACUCCUCUGGUAGCCCUUAUACAGAAAUGGAUUCUGGAAUUUCUGAAACAGAAGGAAGCAGUCUACUAGGAGAUGAUGAUGAUUCAUUUGAUACUAAAAGGUCCUACUUGGAAUGGUGCCUCGAACACAGCAUAGAAUAUGUUGAAGCCUGUGCAUCAAAUGCUGAAUUUGACAAAUGUCUUUCUGUGGAUGGUGAUUCUCAGGGCGCUGAACGGCUCUUUGGGGCACUUUCAGCUUAUAUGUGGCCUGGAAUGAUCUUGAAGUCUGGUGAUAAGAUUACUGAACCUUCAUUACCUGAACAUCAAGAGUUGUCAGAUGAAGAAUCUGAUUAUGAACUUGAAUAUGAAAUCUUGUCUGCUGGCUCGGCUGAUCCCUGGGAUGACACAGAUAUAGGAUGGGUAUCUGCAGAUGCUCCCGUUGCAACCACUGGAACCGAGGGAUCAGUUCCCAAUGGAAAGAGUGAAGCCGGGUUAAUUAGAGGAGAAAUGCAACCCUCAUCUUCUACAUCUCAAUUGGAAGGAGAAAGUGACAGAAAAGAACUGCCCAGAGCAGAUGCAGCUGAUGGUGAUUCAGAGGAUGAUAAAGGAACAACAUAUGAUUUUGAGAAUUUGGAACAGUUAAUGUCCGAGAUUGGGAAUGUUCGAGACAGCUUAAGGUUAAUGCCAGACUUCCAAAGGAGGGAAAUGGCUGCAAAUUUGGCAAUGAAAAUGGCUUCCAUGUUUGGUGAUAGCAGUGGAGAUGAAGGAGGAUUGGAAUGAUAGGAGAAACCCUUUAAAGUUGACUGAUCACGAAUGCCUCAGUUUCACUUCUUGUAGAGCUGUUCAUAGACUAAAGGAAUCUCAUAAGCACAUUGUGCAUUCAUGUCAAGUGAUAUCGACAAGAUAUUUUAUCAAAGAUAUCUGCUAUAAAAUUUACGGAUCUAAUUGUGUUUAUGAUGCAAACGCAGCAGUAUUUACAAGUCCUAACAGGUGAUUGGAGAUGGUAGAAAUGAUUUUAGCUUGUUCAGGCUUCUACAGAA
This is a messenger RNA of Solanum verrucosum, 1549 nucleotides long. RefSeq lists its product as uncharacterized. The record is from RefSeq and is a predicted model, not a curated record. The coding region runs from base 72 to 1289 and encodes 405 amino acids. The transcript is spliced from 6 exons. Lineage: Eukaryota; Viridiplantae; Streptophyta; Magnoliopsida; Solanales; Solanaceae. Gene Ontology annotation, molecular function: GTPase activity; GTP binding.